AUGGAGAGCCACAACUUCACAAUGGUGACUGAAUUCAUCCUAGUGGGUAUCACUGACUCAUCCGAGCUACAGGUCCCACUGUUUGGACUAUUCCUUUUCAUCUAUCUCAUCACACUGGUGGGAAACUUGGGCAUGGUCAUCCUUACCAUGGUGGAAUCAAGGCUACAAACACCCAUGUAUUUCUUUCUCAGGUACCUUGCUACUACUGAUCUUGGUUACUCAACAGCUGUGGGACCAAAAAUGUUAAGAAAUUUUCUUGUAGAACAAAAUACAAUAUCAUUUUAUUUUUGUGCUGUCCAGCUGUCUUUCUUCAAUAUGUUUAUUGUUAGUGAAUUUUUUAUUCUCUCUGCAAUGUCUUAUGACCGUUAUGUCGCCAUCUGUAAGCCACUCCUCUAUAAUGUCAUUAUGUCACCAAGAAUGUGUUGGGUCCUGAUAGCAAUCACAUACCUUUAUAGUAUAUUUGUUGCUCUCAUAGUAACCAUAAAUAUCUUUUCUUCACCCUUCUGUGGCCACAAUAUUAUCAACCAUUUCUACUGUGAUGGUCUUCCUUUGAUAUCUCUGCUCUGCUCAUAUAAAAAGGAAAAUGAAAUGAUAAUUUUAAUUUUAUCAACUAUUAACUUGAUUUCUUCACCACUGGUAAUUCUUACCACCUAUCUGCUUAUUCUCAGAGCUAUUUUCAGGAUGAACUCUUCUGAGGGAAGGCAGAAGGCUUUCUCCACCUGUGGAUCUCAUCUGACAGUUGUCACUGUCUUCUACGGGACUUUGAUUUUUAUGUAUGUGAGACCUAAGUCCAGUCCCUCCUUGAAUAAUGACAAGGUGGCUUCCAUCUUUUAUGCCCUGAUAAUACCCAUGUUAAAUCCCUUGAUCUACAGCUUGAGGAAUAAGGAUGUAAAAUAUGUUCUUAGAAAGACAGGGAAAACCUUACAAAAUAUCUCCUCCUAG
Molecule: messenger RNA, 942 nt
Organism: Rattus norvegicus (Norway rat)
Lineage: Eukaryota; Metazoa; Chordata; Mammalia; Rodentia; Muridae
Gene: Or8k30b
Product: olfactory receptor family 8 subfamily K member 30B
Exons: 1
Coding region: 1-942 (313 amino acids)
Biological process (GO): signal transduction; detection of chemical stimulus involved in sensory perception of smell; G protein-coupled receptor signaling pathway
Cellular component (GO): plasma membrane; membrane
Molecular function (GO): olfactory receptor activity; G protein-coupled receptor activity
Source: RefSeq, marked reviewed